CGGCUCUCCGGAGGUUCAUCCGCCGCCAUUUUGCAGCGCCGGGCCGUCGGACCGCGCGGAAGUGGCGGCCGGCGAGGCGGGAAGGGACGGGGCUCUGCCGGCUCCUCCCCCGCUGGGGCGGAGAGGCGGGGACUGAGCGGGGCCGGGCAUCGCCGCAGCCGCGCUGGUGGGGGUGGCAGGGCCGAGCGGGGCUCGGAAUGUCGGCGUUCUCGGAGGCGGCGCUGGAGCGGAAGCUGUCGGAGCUGAGCAACUCGCAGCAGAGCGUGCAGACCCUGAGCCUGUGGCUCAUCCAUCAUCGCAAGCACUCGGCGCUCAUCGUCAGCGUGUGGGAGCGGGAGCUGCGGAAAGCAAAACCAAAUAGGAAGCUGACAUUCCUGUACUUGGCCAAUGAUGUCAUACAGAACAGCAAAAGAAAAGGACCGGAGUUUACAAAAGACUUUGCUCCAGUAAUAGUGGAGGCUUUUAAACAUGUUUCAAGUGAGUCUGAUGAAAGUUGUAAAAAGCACCUUGGCCGAGUGCUCUCUAUCUGGGAAGAAAGGUCUGUUUAUGAAAAUGAUGUAUUAGAACAACUUAGGCAAGCUUUGUAUGGAGACAGAAAGGUGAAGAAGCGUACGUAUGAACAAAUAAAAAUUGAUGAAAAUAACUGUUCACCUCGAAGUUCUCCUACUGACCCUCCACAGACCAUGGAUCUCAUUAGAGCAUUGCAAGAACUAGAAAAUGCUGCUUCUGGGGAUGCAGCAGUUCAUCAGAGGAUAGCUUCUUUGCCUAUAGAGGUCCAAGAUGUGUCCCUGUUAGACAGGAUAACAGACAAGGAAUCUGGAGAGCAACUUUCCAAAAUGGUAGACGAUGCAUGUAUGUUGCUGGCGGAUUACAAUGGCAGGUUGGCAGCUGAAAUAGAUGAUAGGAAACAGCUAACUCGAAUGUUGUCAGACUUUCUACGAUGUCAAAAAGAAUUUCUUGCAGAGAAGGAACAUAAGCUGGAAGAAUACAAACGCAAGCUAGCCAGAGUGUCCCAGGUACGGAAAGAACUCAGAACGCGUAUCCAGAACCUGCCUGACCUCUCUCGACUUCCCAACGUCACGGGCAGCCACGUACACCUGCCAUUUGCAGGAGACAUCUACAGUGAUGACUGAUUGCAGGAAUGCCCUUACGUAACAUCUACUUUUCCGUGAAAUGAGGGGUAGGUCAGACUGAUUGGUACUCUUGUAGUAUUAUUUUUGUAUAUUGUUGGAGAGUGUCAGUAAAAAUACUCUAAUAAUUUAUUAAAAAAAUGAUUUAAAAAGCUGAUUUGUUUACUAUUUUAUUGGCAAGUGAACAUGAGGGUACAUUUAUAGAAAGUAGCAUCUGCAUCUAUUAUAUUAAAGAAUGGGUAACUAUCUUAUCUUUUGUACAGAUUUUGGUUGGGUGCCCUGUAAAAAAAAAAAAGAAAAAAAAGAAAAAAAACUUGCUAAGAUUUUUUCCUAUGUACCCUAUAUUUAAUGUAGAUCAAUACGUAAUCAGAGCAUACUUCUAACUUGAAAUGUUUCAGUUGCUAGUGAGGGAGUGAAACAUGGAAACCACAAGCUUAUGUUUGCAAGAUUAAUGCAAUUUAAUGCAAAGUUGAAAGUAAUCUUACUGUCCAUUAUAGUUAAACUACCCAGUCUUAAAAUAAGUCAGGUGGUUUAUUUUGAUGUAAAUGUUAGUAAUCAAUUUUCUAUUGGAAAACAUUAAUCAUGUUACACUGAGUAGAUCUUUAAAUGACUCAAAAUGUUGCAAUGUGUUAGUAUCAUUUAAAAGUCAGCAAAAGAAACUAUACAAUUGACCAUUUUAAUUAGAUUUCAAAAUUGGAACUUUUCUUUUUACAGCUUCUUAGUUUCUAAAUUGAGGAACCGUUCAAUUAUACUAUGAUCCCUUUCUGGAACACCUGUCUCGGACUAAAAAGGUUGAUUCCAGAGAGGUGACACCAUUUUACAACUUUAAUUAAAUUGGAAGGUCAUUCUGUGAACUAUCCCAAUUGUUAAAUGCCCGUUACUAAAUCUGACACUGCUAUGCACCAUUUAUACAUGCAGCAGAACUACACAGUCAAGUGGUAAGCUGUAUGGAAGCUCUAGGCCAAGCCACCCUCUUCCAGUGAGAAACCCCAGGGUCAGCAUAGGCUUCCAUUCUGCGAUCUCCACUUCUCCAGCAAAGAUUUCUAGAUCUUGAUGGUCUUUUCUCACAAGGAAGAGAGGAGAUGGUUCAGGCCAGUGUUUGAGUUGAACUAUGGAAAAUUAUUGCGGAGUGUGUUUUUUAAAACAACAAACACAACCGACCAACCUUUUGCCUGUCACAAUUGUGUCACUCAUCUAUAGGCAUUCAAGCUUGUGAAAAUUCCUUGUUUCAGUAUGAUGCACCAGCUUUUAACUUCACUUAAGAAUCCAAAGAUAUAGACAGGCAUGUAGAGGAUUGACAGGAAAUUUACGUUUUUCAGUCAUCUGGAGUUAGACACUUAGUUGAGGAAUGAUUCAAAAAAUGCCUACCCGUAUCCUUUGGCAUUUAGAUGACCUUAAAAACCUAGUCUGCAAGUGUUUUGAGUUUGAUAGAUCAUCUGAAUAUUCAUUAAUAACAUUUUGUUCAUAGAUUUCCUCAUUUGCAUCAGUUGAGUUCAGAGUUCACAGGCUUACCACUCUCUUCUACAUGAAAGCAAUCUUUAAGAAGUAAUCUCUUUUUCCUUUUCAAAAACUGCAACGAUUCAGAAUAGUCAUGGAAUUAAGUUUUUGAUGCUGGGCCAAUCCCUAGAAUGUUCUAUGUGUGGAAUAACAUUUCUUUUUAAAAUAUUUACACCUGCACAUAAAUACCCCAGUCCAAUUAACUUUUCUCAUGGAAGAUAUGAAUUAGACUUCAGUUAAAUAAGAAAAAAAGGGAGAAAAAAAAAAGAACACAAACCAACAA
Molecule: messenger RNA, 2910 nt
Organism: Tympanuchus pallidicinctus (lesser prairie-chicken)
Lineage: Eukaryota; Metazoa; Chordata; Aves; Galliformes; Phasianidae
Gene: RPRD1A
Product: regulation of nuclear pre-mRNA domain containing 1A
Exons: 7
Coding region: 198-1133 (311 amino acids)
Biological process (GO): mRNA 3'-end processing
Cellular component (GO): RNA polymerase II, holoenzyme
Molecular function (GO): RNA polymerase II C-terminal domain binding
Source: RefSeq, a predicted model, not a curated record